Melanotaenia boesemani (Boeseman's rainbowfish) is the source of this 1152-nucleotide messenger RNA. RefSeq names its product fibroblast growth factor binding protein 2b (gene fgfbp2b). The record is from RefSeq and is a predicted model, not a curated record. Gene Ontology annotation, biological process: cell-cell signaling. Gene Ontology annotation, molecular function: growth factor binding. The coding region runs from base 66 to 815 and encodes 249 amino acids. The transcript has 2 exons. NCBI's taxonomy places the organism in Eukaryota, Metazoa, Chordata, Actinopteri, Atheriniformes, Melanotaeniidae.
UGCAACUCUUGACAGAGAUCAUCUCUUAUCCACAUUAGUCCAUUACUCCUAUACACCUCGUCACCAUGAGAACCAGGAUGAAACUAUUGCUGCUGCUUUUAGCAGCAACUGUUUGUGUAUUGAAUGCUCAAACCAGCAACGACAGCAAGCAGCAGCAGCAGCAGCAGCAGCAGCUGCAGCAGCAGCAACAACGCAGCAUCUGGGAUGAGCCCAUCAAAUUCAGCACCAAGAACAAAGACUUGUGCACUAUGGUGGUAUCAGGAGCUGGGAACUAUACUCGCCUGCGUGUCUCCUGCAAAGGUCCAAGCCUGACUGCAGGCAGACCGCAGUCCUACUACUGCGACUUCCAGGGCAAACCCAACUUGUGCCGUGCCUACAACAGCAACCCUCGCCAUUAUUUCACCCAGAUGAUGUGGGAGUUGAGGAAGCUAAAGAACGCCUGCCAGGGAGCUAAAAUCUACCGCCCACAGAUGUGUAAGAAAUACCCGGAUGAGGCUCAUAUAACAUUCCUGACCUCUUGGCCUAAGACCUCCAGCCCAAAGCCCACUAAGCCUGUCCAGGAGCCACGUAAACUAGCAGUGCCAGUUCAGCCAAAACCGGCUGCUACUCCUAAACCUGUGAAGCCCCAAUCUCAGCCUGUUAAACCUCAGCAAGGCAAAGGCCCCCAGACAAAGAAAACUACCCCCAAGCCUGGGAAGACCACUACUCGCCCCACAGAGCAGACUGACUCCAAAGCCUCCCGUCUCGCCACAGAGUAUUGCUGGAAGAGCUUCCACGGCAUCUGCAGCUACGUUAUCAGUUGGUUCCAUAACUGAGACAGUACUACAGACACUCAGGUUGGAAUCACCAGCAAUCAACACACUCUUCCAUUCUGGACUCUUCAGAAUCUGUAUGGAAGCAUCUGAAGUCAUUCAUCGUUCAGCAAAGGGUGACUCCUUAUGCUUGAAAAAUACUCAUCCUACUCCUUUGUAUACAGGUAUAAGAUAUUUCCAUGCCAUUUCUAACACUGUAAAACACAGCAAGGCAAAGAAAAACAUGGCAGGCAUGUGUUGCUGUUUGUAUAUGAUGUAAAAGUCAUUCAACAUGUAUUGUAAAUGUUUCAACAGCAUGUAUUUCCAAGGAAGAAAACAUGAAGAAAAUAAAGUCAAAGUG